UUAUAUACAUAGAGAACAUGAAACAAUGGGUGUUACCAUACGCACUGUAACCAGAGUGAUCAGGGAGGUUCUGCAGCUGAACUGGGACAGCCCAUGGGAGAUCCUACCCCACUACCAAACAACCUUCUCUGGGAACCACGAGUGGGAGGAGAGGUCCCAGUUCAGGCAAGUGCACACAUGGCUUUAGAAACUAUGUCUGAUUAUAGACUCUCUCUGUUUUUUUGUCACAUCCAGGGCCAGCCCUAGGUGUUUUGCCCUGGCAGAAAAUGUUUUCGCCAGCACUCCUGCCAUACUCCCCCCACCCCCAAGCCAAACAGCCAAGCGAAAAAAACCCAAACUAACAAAAACGGUGGAUUGGCAAAAUUGUGCCUCCCCAGAUUCUGAUUUGGGACCCCCUGGAAGUUGGUGCCCUGCUUGACUGCCCUGAUUGCCUGCCGCUGAGGCCAGCCCAGGCCACAUGGUGUGUAUCAGUGUAGACAACAGUACAACAGCUGCGGUAUACAUGCAGUGCCUUUAGCUGUAAGGUUGGGACGUUCACAAACUCUGCCUCCUGCCCACCAUUCAUCAGGUGAACUAAGUAUGCUCACUUCACACACAUCCCCAACCCAGGGGCAUCAGUCUGGGAUCUAUCCGUAAAAGGCUUUGUCGACACAAUGAGCUAGGGGUGUGAUGUCCCUGCUCGGGAGAGCUAGCAUGACCACAUGUGCAAUCAUUGAGCUAGCACGCUAUUUAUACUUACUGGAGAUUCAUGUUUUCCAGCUAUACUUUGCCAUCCUGUGGGCUAGAAUUUUUUUUUUUUAAAAUGAGGCAGAGAUUCUCACUUGAUCAUGAUCACACAACACCAGGAGCUGGGGCUUUAAGAAAAAAGACCACCCCGCCCACCCCCCAAAUAUCAUAAGACUAAAACAGUGAGAGUUGCCAACACUGUAUACAAGCAUGAGGCCAUCAAGCAUAAGCUCACAGUGGUGGCAAAAUAUGGCAGAUGAAAAACUGUAAAGACAGAACCUGAUCAUGCAUCUCUCUUCCUGUUUCCAUAGUUUGACCAAGGACUCCACAACCAACUCCAGCCCCAGAACCAGUAACCCUUGUUUCUAUACUGCUUCAUCUUUAAGCAUGUUGUUUACACAGGGAGGGAGCCAAUUUUCUAUUUUGUUAUAAAUCACUACUUGUUUUGCUUUGCCAUUGUGCUCUGUUUCAUUUUCAAGAAAAUUUUCUUGGCUUACAAAAAUAAGAAAUAAUGUUCCUAAAGCAACAGCACAUUCACUACAGCUAAUACAGAUGCGGAUGUAUCCACACUUUCACAGCUCCUCAUCUUUGUUAUCCCACCCUUGCUACACCUAGCAUUUUUACCUAGCAAUGAUCUAACUUGUGCAAGCUUAACUUACUCCCUCUUUUGAAUAUUGCAGCUGAAUAUCAUUGUUCAAUUUCAUGUUCUCCCAUUAACAUAUUCAGCAGAAUUCUGGCACUUUCACUUACACUUAUAAAGUGACAUGUACUAAAUCACUUUUGAAUGUGUCUUUGUCCAUUUAUUCUCACUUCCUUGGCAGAACUAUGUGGUCAUUUACUCUUGGUGUUUGCUCAGUGAGUGGAUUGACUUGUUCCUAUCUGGGGUGUGCCACUCUUUCCCAAGAAAGAGGACCUGAAGAAGAGUUCUGUGUGAGCUUGAAAGCUUACCUGUUUUUUUGGACCAACUUCUGUUGGUAAAAGAUUUUUACCUCAUCCAUUUUGUCUAACAUCCUGGGACCAACACUGACUGAGGGUGACAUAAUUUGGUCCUUACUGUUCAGAGAUUGGUCUUAAUGCAACCCCUAAGUAACGACUGAAUAAACAACCUGGUCCAAGCUCUGCACUUAAAGGCAAAUCCAGGCUCCAUGGCCUGGCCCAAGUAGCUAAGCUUGCUACUGGGAAAGAGUACAAGGGGAGGAAUUCAUGUACGAACUUUUGCCUUUGCUAGAAUAUAGGGAAAUCGCAUUUCCAGCUCAUUCAGUUCAAUUCAUUCCAAGUCCUUCCUCAGGGCUCCUGAGCAGCAGAAUUACUUCAUAAAUCAUUUGUAAAAUGAGUCCCAUUUAUAGAUGCCCUGGAUUUUUUUCUAUCCCUCAGCAUUUAAUUUUUUUUUAAAGGCUUGCGUUGGUUUAGCUGUGGUAUAAUCUCAGUAAUACACAUUCACUUUUUAUCUAGGUUAAUAGUGUUUCUUUGGGGUUGUUAGAAAGGCUAUAAAAUGGUAUUUUCCCCAAAGUGAACAGUUAAAAAAAGUCCAACCUUUAAAAUAUUGCCAGAUCUGACUCAACUAUUUAGGUCAUUUACAUAUUUGAAUUCACAGAGUCAAAAUUCACCUCUGGUGCGUAAGACCACUACAGACAAUGCAGCAACACCAGCAAUUAAGCUGACUCAGCUGUGUUCCUGAUAUGAAACUAGCUUUUAAGAAUGUUCAUACAACCGUGAAGAGAAUAUUUUGGCAUUUGGAGGAGGAGAAGGUGGUGGUUCUGUAGGUUUUGAUAAAAAGUUUAUCACACACUUAAAUGCAACAUGAAAGAAAGCAAUGAGGUGCUUGAAAUUUGCGCAUUCGAGAGCCUUUGGACUGGAGAUCUCUGUAGGACUUUGAAGACUUUUUGGAAAAAUAUCCACACAAUAUAUGUAAUUGACCUGGGGGUAAGGCAUGGGUCUGUAGAGCUGGGUUCAAUUCCCAGCUACAGACUUCCUGUGUCACUUUGGACAAGUCACUCAGAGUGGCACUACAAGUUAAGCAUAUGCGUGUGUAUCUGUGCUUUAAGCCAAUCAUAAAAAAAACAAUACUUUUUUUUUAAUUGGAAAUGGAGAUGUUUUGUUUAGGUAAAAAAUAGUCACUUCAUCUCUAUGUACAUCAGUUCCACAUCUGUAAAAUGGGGAUACUACUUCCUUUCUACCACCCUUAGGCUGCCUUUUCUAUUUAGGCUGCAAGCUCCUCAGAGUAGGUGGUGAUCUCUCUCACUACAUGUAUAUUACUUCUGUAAUGAAAAUAUAGAUUUUGGUUGAAAAUAAGGUGCUGAAGUGGUCCAAGACACACUGUGUAGAUGAUCCACAUUGCCUUCACACUGAUUUUUUCCCUCUUUUUGGUAUAUAUUUUCCACUGUAUUAACACAGUAUUUAAAAUGUCCACUCCAUGCUGUGAUUUUAUCUCCUGUUGCCUAGAAAACUUCAUGUAUGGGCCAAGUUCUAGACAAGAGCCAGAGCAUAACAGCCUAAAGGGUAACAGUAUAAAAAAAAUACAGGGCAAGGGGUUAUUUAAGGGACAAUAGUUUAUGUAAUAUACAAUACCUUUGUACUACAGUGCACAACCCAUUGUGUGUAUAGUCCUUGCACACAUCCAUCCUUCUGUUACCAGAAGAGACUGGUGGAAUUGAUUUAAGGACCCCACCUCCCUAAAAGGAUAGAUUCCCCUGUAGGGUCUAUCACCUAUUAGUCACAGUCAAAUGAAACUUAGUCAUUUUAAACGCUGAAAACAUGCAGGAGGGUUUAUUAAGAGGGUACAUAACAAAAUAGAGAGAGAAGUACAAUAAAGCAUAAAACAGCUUGGUGGUUUUAUAAGUACAGCUGGCUUGAAGCCCAGACCCAACCCCUAACCAAUAUGGACACAACACAAAUAAAAUGUCAACGUUAUUCACUCUCUAGGAGUGACAGCUCAGGUGUAGAGGGCUCACAAUGCUCUCGUCUGUCUUGCUUCUCAAGUAACUCAGGUCAAGACCUUGAGGACAGCUACUGGAAUCAGGAACUUGAGAUGGAACAGGAGAUCUUUCUCGACAACAGACAACCAGGUGAAUGCAAACUUGUACCCUAUGCUAUGAUGAAGAGGAAUGGAGAAGAAUGCAUUGCUCAAGUCUAGUACAGUAAACAACUCAGCACCUGCAGCAAUGGCCACCAUUAUUUCCUGAAAUUUGGCUACAACUGGAGCUAACCUAGGUGUAACUCGAUUUACCUCCCGCUAGUCGAUCUCCAGGUGAAUUUGUCCGCUUUUAGGACAGGCGAUAUGGGAGUUACAGACACUAUCCAUUUCUACAAGUACCCCUUGUUCUAAAAUGGUAACUCAGGUCAAGACCUUGAGGACAGCUACUGGAAUCAGGAACUCGAGAUGGAACAGGAUAUCUUCCUCGAUGACGGACAACCAGGACACCCCUGAAAAUACCCCAGAUGUCCCUGACGACGUGACAGAACCACCAGACAUUAGGGACCAGGACCUGGAGACUAAUUCACAGGCAGAACUAGAUUCUCUGCAACCAGAACAUGUUACCAAUGAUGGUGAGAUCAACAGCUGGGUGGAGAUGGAGCAGCCAAACUUCAUGCUGGCCCGAGUGGCUGAGACUGAGCUGGAGAAGAUGCGGCUGGAUAUGGAGCUGACUAUGCUGAAGUGUCAAUAUGAGGAGAAGGAAAAGCAGCGGCAGCACAAAGAGAAGAUGGAGCAGAUGCGCCUGCAGGCAUCAUCUGGACAUCCUGCUGAAGGAUGCCUGGACCUCCUCAUGCCCCAGAACCAAUUUGCUUUGUUCCUGUAUUGCUUCAUCUUCAUACAUGUUAUCUACACAGCAAGGGACCUGUUGCUCUUCUUUGCUAAGAAGCAUCACCUAUUCAUCAUUGUGGUUACCUUGUUAUAUUUAAUUAAAAAGCUCUGGGAUUAUUUGUGUUGCUCUUAGUUCUUCCUCUGCAAGGUCUACAUUGUUGAAGCCUGAUUGAUAUAUACAGUGUUCUGAUAGUAAGGCGAUAGGCAUCAUAUAAGGAUAAGUGAAGUAUUACAUGAAGCCAGAUUUUUCAAAAGUAGACACUGAUUUUUGAAUUACUUCAGUGUUUGUCUUGACUUCCCCAUGCCCGAAAAGUCACUGUUGUUAAUGAUAUUGUCCAUCAAUUGUGCAGAAUUGUCCUUCUAAUCCAGCAUAGUUAGAAAUUAGACAUGCUAAUGAUUUAUUAGGUCAUUAGAUUGCCCUUGUCGGAGCUAACUCAGCAUUGUUUCAUACAGUAUAUUCUCCAAUACUUUGUCCAGUUGCAUUUUAAAUAUUCCAGGCAAAAGAGACCUGCAUUUCCUGUGGGAAGUUAUUCCACAGUAUCACACCUCUCACCACUGAGGAGUUUCUUCUGACUUUUCCAUUUCACAGUUUCAUGCCUUUAUUUCCAAUUACACUGCAGGGCUCAAAGUAAACCACCACCAAAGGGGAAAGCAGUCACUAGGCUGAGAAAGGGGUGUCAGGAGCACUCAGGGGAGAUGGGAGAAGUGACAUGAGUUCCCAUUUCAAGCCCUGAUACCUUGUUGGGAAUCAGUGCAAGGUAGUGUGAAUCUAGUCUUCCUUUGCUUUUGCCAAAAUUGAAACAAAAAGUGAAGUCGAAACAAACUUUGAGUCACCAAAAAUUUUGGAAAAUUUCAAAUGUCAGUUCAGCACGAAACAAUUUUUCCAUUUUUCAGAAUUGCCUGUGAACGAAAACAUUUUUUCUUCACCCAGUUCUAGUGAAGAAAAUUGUCAGUCAUCCACACCAGGCCAGGUCUGCCCCUACCCUCUUUCUGUUCCCUUUAAGGAACCUAGUGCCAGCAGCAGUGCUAUCAUGGAACAAUGCUAACACUACCAAUCCAGAUUGUGCCUGACGCCUGUCAGUAGGACAAGGCUCCUUGGAGUGUUUAAUUUGUAAUGAAAGAGGUGCCAACGCUCAAGCAAUUUUUUUUUUACUUUUAUAAAAGAUGCAGUAAGUCCAGAGGUGCCAUGGCUGUGAACUGCCAAGCCUAGAGGUGCUGGGGCUCAAACCUGGCAAGCCCUGGCACAAAUUAAGCACUGGCUUCUUGUGCCUUUGAUUAGGGCCUGGCUCAUUCUAUCCUUUCGGAGAGAGUCAUAAAAAUCAAAUAAUUUUGAUGAUUUGUACAACAUGUAUUUUUCUCCUUCUUUGGGACACAAACUAAGACUGGGUACAAUGAUUUUUCCCCAACAUGCACAUGUGAUGGCUACCAUCAAGGGCCACACCUCACCAGGGACUGCCAGAGUGGAAAGUAUGAAUCUCUACAGCCUGAUCUUAAAAGCCAGGCUCUUAGAUUGAGAAUUACUGCACAACCACAUCCUCUAUGGGUCAAGCACAGAGGGAGAUUCAUGUAGUCAAACACACUGAUCAGUAGCUUACAAUAUAUACUUUCUUUGGGCAGAGCUCAUCCCCCAUGUCUGAGGCCCACUGCCAUUUGAAUCUCAACACGUCCCUAUUUAUGUAACGCUGCUAUUUUGGCCGGCGCAGGGUAUCAAAUAAGGAACCUGCAGCAUUAAACACAGGAGUUGCUAUAGGUUGUGCUAAAGAGCCUACCUUUAGAGGUAGGGGUUAUAGCAGAGUCAUAUCCUUGGAUAGGGAAUCAAGGGGGACACCACACAUUCUCCAGGGUGUUACACACACUCAUAAAUGUGAUUGGACUUGCCCUGUCUUGCUCUCCUGCCUGUCCCAUAUAGAGACUCCCAGUCUAAAAGCAGGGCACAGUAU
This is a messenger RNA of Chelonia mydas (Green sea turtle), 6468 nucleotides long. It is a transcript of the gene TMEM247, whose product is annotated as transmembrane protein 247. The transcript is spliced from 6 exons. NCBI's taxonomy places the organism in Eukaryota, Metazoa, Chordata, Testudines, Cheloniidae. Bases 4053 to 4661 code for a protein of 202 amino acids. Gene Ontology annotation, cellular component: endoplasmic reticulum. The record is from RefSeq and is a predicted model, not a curated record.